Messenger RNA from Macrosiphum euphorbiae (potato aphid), 2175 nucleotides. Lineage: Eukaryota; Metazoa; Arthropoda; Insecta; Hemiptera; Aphididae. The record is from the annotation of a GenBank genome assembly.
AUGCGGGUGCAACGUCCUCGUCUUAUUUCGCGUCUCAGAAUAGAUACGUCUCGUCUGUGGCGCUGGGUUUUUCCAAUCGUUAUCUUAACUGGUCGUGAGGUCAUUAUUUGUACGAAUAAUAUUCUCCCGUCGGCUGCCGUCGUCGCAGGGCGUUCCUCGUUUUCGUAUUUUGUUCCAGUUCGUUUUGGACAGUUCAGAAUAUUCUCGUUUUUUCGGUGCCGCAAAUGGCCGAACUCGAUUUUGCCCGUCCAUGAUUCCGGCUCAGAAAAGUCGCCCGUUUACAAUCCGCCGUUGAAAACCACCGGACCGGUAGCCACUGUAGUCGGCACAUUACUUUUCGAUUCGGCCGUCCGUCGGCGUUUUCCGUUUUUGCGAGUGAAAAAUUGCAUUGUAGUCGGAGAAAAGUUCCACUUGAGAGCGGACAUGGCGGACAACACGGUCGUCGGCGCCGUCUGCGAAGAUUUCGAAAAAGGCUGCUCCGUAUCGGCAAAGGUCGACUUUGUGGACGGAUUCGAAAAUCCGGUGUCUUGGCACAAGAGGUACAAGAUUCGCAGCGAUCAGUCGGACGUACUGUUCGACAACCUGGACAUGAAAUCCAUCACCCUAAGCCAGUACGGCGCUGAGAUCGACAGACUCCCCGAGUUCAUCAAAUGGAAACUAUUUGGUUAUAACAUAGUCAUAUGUUAUGAAUAUAUUGCUGAAGGAAAGGCAAACAAAGCUUUAGAAAUUAUUGGUGAAAUUGAAAACAUUUUAAAAUGUAUUGGAAGUAAUGAUAUCUUCUUGAAAUCUAUUAAGAUAGCUCUCAAUCACAUUACAUUUUCAAUGAAAGGUUAUUUGUUGAAAUUGUGUUCAAAUGAAACUAAGGAAUUGGAGCAUUUUAUUAUGCCAAAUAACAUGAACAAUGCCAAUAAAGCUGGAUUAUUUGGUAUUCAAACAUUAUUCUUUUAUGAGUAUGGUUUAUCUAGUGCACAAAUAGCAAAAGAUUGUGCACUCAAAGCAUUAUCGCUAAAUGGAACUGAAGCUGAAUGGUAUUAUUUAAUGGCUAAAGUAUUAACGAACUGGCAAAGAACAUGUGGAAAUUAUUUUGAAUGUUCUGAACAAGAAAUUACAGCAGCUGAAAUGGCUGUUAAACUUGGUAACAAGGAUCACCAUAAAUUGCAUUUAAUUCAUAUAUAUCAUCGGAUGAGUAAAAACAUGAAUAAAAAUAUAAAUGCCAAAAAUAAAAUUCUAGAAGAAGCAUUAAGAUUACUAAUUGAAGUAAUAGACAAUACAAAAGAUUUGCUUUUGCUAAAAAGUUGUUUACUUAGCUUAUCGAAAUUUGGUCAAUAUAAAGAGUAUAACAAUGAUAUUACUAUCAUCUUGGAUCAACUUAUUGAAGCAUUAGAGCAUAGUGAUAAUGGUUAUGUUCAUGGAGCAAUUGGAAACUACUAUUUGUUUAAUAAAAAGGAUUAUAAAAAGGCCAAUUUUCAUCUUAAGAAAGCUUAUGAUGUCAAAAGCUUUGGUAGUUCUAUUGACUACAUUUAUACAUUCUUUAAAAUUAAUUCAGAAACAGCGCCAAUAGAACCAAUGAUGGUGGACUUGUUAAAAUCAUUUCCUCAUCCUGUUCACCAAGAAAAACUUCUAAGUCAAAUUAUUUCAUAUUUACUUCUAACAAAGAAUGAUCUCAUACGAGCACUCAAAUACAUUCCAAUGUUAUUGAACAUUAAAAAUGUAACAAGUGUAUAUAGUUUGCAGACACAUAGAACCAAGUUUAGUAAUUAUACUAUAGAAGUUAAUUUGCUAGAUGUUUUGUCCGAGAAACUCUCUGUAGCUUCAAGAAAUACAACUUUGUCAACAGAUGAUCAAAAAAGAGUUACAGAAGUUAUGGAAAUGUUAGAAUCAUAUAAAUUAUAUGUUUCGAGUUUGAUGAAAAAAAAGGAACACAUUUUUGGAAACAAAGUUAUAAACAAUACUAAAGGAGGUAAAGCUAGAACUGCAUCAUAUAGUGACGACAGAGAACGUAAAGAAUCGUGGACGCAUAACAAUUAUAAGCAGGUUGUGAAUCCUGUGAAGAAUAAGGAUGAAGAUAAUUGGAGGACUUUAAAACCGGAUUCUACUCCAAAAACUACAAUUUUUAUGCGUAAUAACCCAUCUCAUAUAAAAAAACCAUGGUAUGGAAAUCAAGAUAACUUAUAA